Cydia fagiglandana is the source of this 2935-nucleotide messenger RNA. RefSeq names its product zinc finger protein 596-like. Gene Ontology annotation, biological process: regulation of DNA-templated transcription. The transcript has 5 exons. Gene Ontology annotation, molecular function: RNA polymerase II cis-regulatory region sequence-specific DNA binding; DNA-binding transcription factor activity, RNA polymerase II-specific. The record is from RefSeq and is a predicted model, not a curated record. The coding region runs from base 82 to 1416 and encodes 444 amino acids. NCBI's taxonomy places the organism in Eukaryota, Metazoa, Arthropoda, Insecta, Lepidoptera, Tortricidae.
UAUUUUACUUGUGAUAUAUUACUGUAUUGUGGCAAAGGCCCAUGAGGCUGCUUCUCCAAGAAACAAACAACAAACAGGUGGAUGGUGCCAUCUGCUGCUGUAUAUCUAUCUCAGUGGGUGCCGCUGUGUGUGAUGGCGGGAGUACCUGCGGAGUUUGUAUGCGUGAAAGCGGAGCCCGAUCAGGAGCACACUGCGGACAACCGUAUAGUUCUGCUGCUUGAGCCCAAAAUAGAGCGGGUGAAGGAGGAGCCAUGCGAGGAGCCCUGGGGCUCCGACUCGGGAUGUGAAGGCCCCGGGCACUAUGAACAGGACAUGGCAGGGCUUGUGCCGGACCACGGACAGUCUAUACUAGUUAAAGUAGAAAAGGAAGAGGUGAAGGAUGAAUCAGUAUGCAAGGAGGAGCCCCCGGGCUCCGACACAGGACCCUGUAGCCCCGGGCCAUACUCCGCACAGGCGGAGCUUGCGCCCGAGCUGUAUAUAGAGACCCAGCAUAGAGUUGCAAACCAAACAGGAUUCACUAAAAGUGAUCCACUGCAGAAGUGCGAAGUUCAACACAAGUCCAUCUCUGACCAGAACCAAUCACCAGAGAGUCAGGCACAGAACUCUGCUGAUCAACGAAUGGCUGUAGCGGGGACUCCGCAAGACAUCGACGAAGUCUUCGAAUGCGAGACAUGUGGCAAAACAUUCAAUAAAAUAUUCUACUUUACCUCACACAUGCAACUACACGAGUACAACUUGAAAAUCGUUGAAACGAAAACAAAAACAUACUCCUGCGACACGUGCGGAAAACAAUUUGAGACUAAAAAGCUUUUACGUGAGCACGAGUUGACACACGUGACCCGUGACUACCUUGCAAACCAAACUGGAAUCGCGAAACAAGAUCCACUGCAAAAGUGCGAAGUUCAACACAAGUCCAUAUCUGCCCAGCACCGAUCACAAGCCAAUCAGAGACGUAAGGCUGUGGCGGGUACUCCGCAAGACAUCGACGAAGUCUUCGAAUGCGAGACAUGUGGCAAAACAUUCAAUCAAAUAUUCUACUUUACCUCGCACAUGCAACUACACGAGUACAACUUGAAAAUCGUUGAAACGGAAACGGAAACAUACUCCUGCAAUUCCUGCGGAAAACAAUUUGCGACUAAAAAACUUUUACGUGCGCACGCGUUGACACACGUGACCCGUCACCCUUGCAAAAUUUGCGGUGAAACGUUUAGAUUUUUGUAUAAACUGAGGGAUCAUAAAAGAGUUCACACGAGUGAGAAACCACGACCCUACGACUGCGAAAAAAAUAUACGAGCAAAAUCUAGCUUAAUCGGUCAUGGUGGAACUCAUAGCGUCGGGUACUCAUGUGAGAUAUGUAAUACGACAUACUCGCAUUUAAAUAGUUUAAUGUAUCAUACCACAAAGUAUCACAGUUAGACAUAGAGUGCUCACUCCAUACAUCAGUGUUGUUACAAAAAAAAGUCUAAUACCAGACUUUUCGGUCGGUGCUACAUCUAUUGUCAUUUGACAGUAUAGGUACUAAUACUAAUUAAAAUUAACGUCGCUGUCAAAAAAUCUGUUCGAAGCGGUGACGCUCGCCAGUACCUCUAAUAAGUUUUAUUAAAUUUUAACAACUUUUUUGUAUGCAAGUUAUAAUUAUUAUGUUUUGUGUUUCAUAAGAAAAUGGUAAAGUAUAUGAAUAAUUGGUCAUUUUGUGUGCAUAAGGCAUAAUAAUAAAGAUAAUCACUGGUAAAUUGGAAUGUACACCACGGUUACCGUUGACAAGUUUGUAAAGAUGUACUUACAUUCAACUACGGUAACCACCGUGUACGUUGCCAACCUAUCUGUACUUAACUUUUGUUUUGAAUCUAUCGAUUUUACGUGUCCUUGUUUAUUUAAAAUAUUUUUAAACAGAAUGGUUUCCUUUCUUUGUCUGUAGUAUUUAACACUAUGUAGAUCGCAUAAGAUUUUAGCUUUAAUUCACGUAAAAAAUGUAUGUUCUGAUUAUGAAUCAGAUUCCGAUGAGGAACCAACGCGCAUUCAAACAAUACUAUUCUGACGAUAGCCCUGAUCCACCUUCUUUAAAUUCUUCUUUGGGGCGAUUAAAAUUUGCUAGACAGCUUGUCGGACGAGGAUGAGGUCGAUAAAUAUAAUCAAGCACGAUUUAAUUCCGAAAGCACGUUGAUUCUCUUUCGAGCGUAUUAGAGUUGUGUAAUCUCCAUCUACAGUUAUUUAUGAUGCUUUGCCUACACUACACUUGAACACUCAUCGCCAUUAACUACAUACUAGGGCAACAAGAGGUUCAUAUAAACACGUGAAAUGUAACAGCCUGAAAAAAAACAGAAUUAGAUACAGCUUUAGGUUACUUUUAGAACUUCCGGUUUGAGCUAUUCGAAGGACAUUGUAAAGCGACGAAGAUUGGUAACCGAUGAAAUGAAAGUUGAGAAACUGUGCCAUAAGAAAAAAAAUACAAAAGGCUCUGAAAUAGCGUCCUACAGAGUUAUAGACAGUCUUUGGUUUAACAACAUGGGGCAUUUUCCUGAGAGUGGACCGUAAAAUGUACACUACUACAGGGAUAGACAAAAUUUUAUAGCGUCAAAUGCAAUAUGCUCCUUUGUUUAAUUGUCGGAGAAACAAAAAAACUAAAUUGCUUUUAACAAUUUCACACUAAAUUAUGUUUUUUCAUAAUAAUUUACGUUAAUUUUUAUAUAAUAUUUUACUGGCUUCUUGGCAGCGGUAAUCAGCGUGUACAUAGAACAAUGUUACUUUUCUUGUUAUAAAAUUGGCAACGUGCAUGUGAUGUACAUAGAUUUUCUGAAAAACCGAUAAUACUGGGUUUUUUUCAAACAUUUUUCUGUAGACCCCCAGACGGUAUUCAAUAAAGGUAUGCUACUAUAUUACUUGUUUUUACAAAUUUUUUCUCUUGCCAAUUUAAGGGUUAAUAUCGACUAUGAAA